Malania oleifera is the source of this 1446-nucleotide messenger RNA. Its product is annotated as putative calcium-transporting ATPase 13, plasma membrane-type. Gene Ontology annotation, cellular component: membrane; intracellular membrane-bounded organelle. Bases 1 to 1446 code for a protein of 481 amino acids. Gene Ontology annotation, molecular function: P-type calcium transporter activity; ATP hydrolysis activity; ATP binding. NCBI's taxonomy places the organism in Eukaryota, Viridiplantae, Streptophyta, Magnoliopsida, Santalales, Ximeniaceae. The record is from RefSeq and is a predicted model, not a curated record. The transcript has a single exon.
AUGAACAAAGAUGGCAAAACCAACAUCUUCUUGCAUUGGAAAGGACCUGCAAAAACAAUAUUGGCUAUGUGCUCACACUAUUAUGAUAGUGCAGGAGAAACAAAUGAGAUGGAUGAGGACAAAAGGAUGGCUUUUGAAGAAGCCAUUGGGCAUAUGCAAUCCAAACAUCUCAAAACUGUCGCAUACGCAUUCAAGCAAAUUGAUUUCCCAAAACUCGAAGCGAAUAAUUUAAUCUUGAUAGGACUGAUGGGCCUAAGGGACAUGUAUUGGACAGAAGUCAGAAAAGCAAUGGAAGCUUGUAGAACCAGUGGAGUUGGCAUCAUACUGAUCUCAGAGGACAAUCUAGUGGCAUUAGACGCCACAGCCGAAAAUGCUGGAAUUCUUGGGCCUAACUCAAAUGCGAUGGUGCUUGAAGGUGAAAAUUUUCGAAACUGCACUGAUGAAGAGCGGUUGAAUAUGGUAAAUCAAAUCUCUGUGAUUCGGAACUCCAACCCUCAUGACAGGGACCUUCUGGUGGAAUGUUUGAAUCAGAAAGGCCAUAUAGUUGCAGUAAUUGGUUUUGGAACAAAUGAGACUCCAGCACUAAAAAAAGCUGAUGUGGGGAUUGCAAUUAGGACCUGGAACACUGAGAUGGUGGAGGAAAGUUCUGACAUCGUACUAUACAAUAGCCAUUUCAGUUUUUUGCCCACCAUUUUGCAGAGUGGAAGAUGUCUGUAUGGAAACAUUAGAAAGUUUAUUCAAUUUGAGCUUAUUAUGAUCAUUGCAGGGAUGUUGACCAACCCCGUUGUCAUAUUAUUCCUGGGGGACUUGCCAAUGACAUCAAUUCAAUUUUUGUAUGCAAACCUGGUUGUGCCCGUUCUAGGUGGUUUCGCUCUUUUGACAGAGCCACCAACAGAAGAACAAAUGAAAAAGGGACCUAUAUGUCCAAGUGAACCGCUUAUAAGCAAGGUGAUGUGGAGAAACAUAGCCAUCCAAGCUUUAUCUCAGCCUGUCAUUUUAGUGACCUUUCAAUUCAAAGGACAGGCUAUACCGAGUAUCAGUCAGAAAGUAAAACAAAUAAUGAUCUUCAAUAUUUUUGUUCUCUAUCAGGUUUUCAAUAUAUUCAAUGCAAGAGAACUGGAGAAGAAGAACAUUUUUAAAGGUAUGCAUCGGAACCACUGGUUAUGGGUUGGUGUUUUCACCAUUGUAGCAUUUCAGCUGGCAUUUAUCGAGAUAGCACAUAGAAUUGCAGGUAAUGCAACAUUGAAUUGUAAGCAAUGGCUCAUCUGCUUUCUGAUAAGCAUGGUUUCCAUGGUGAUGGAUUGUGCUGGGAAGUUCACAUGGGGCUUCCUCAGCGACCACUUAAUGAUACCCUCUACUCCCUCAGAGUUGGUUUCUGAUCUUGAACUUCAAGAAUCAGUUUCUAAUAUUGAACUUUGUCAAACUCUUCCACUCAUCGACGGCUAA